Messenger RNA from Nicotiana attenuata, 1107 nucleotides. RefSeq lists its product as uncharacterized. Lineage: Eukaryota; Viridiplantae; Streptophyta; Magnoliopsida; Solanales; Solanaceae. The record is from RefSeq and is a predicted model, not a curated record. The coding region runs from base 1 to 1107 and encodes 368 amino acids. The transcript is spliced from 2 exons.
AUGGGACAGAUUACAAAUUUGUUGUCUGAGAGGGCUCCCGGGACGCUUCCCUCUGACACUGAAAAGAACCUAAAGGAAACAAUCAACGCUGUAUCUUUGAGAAGCGGCAAAGCAUUGACUGACCCAGUGGUGAAAGCUAGACCUAAGGUGGUUAACAAGCAUACUGAUGCACCAGCAGAGAAAAGGAGUGAAGAGCAAAAAUGCCAAAGUAGUGAGCAACUUUAUGUGAACAUUCCCUUCUUAGAAGUACUCACUCAUAUGCCUGCUUAUACAAAGUUCUUAAAGGAAAUCUUGUGUAGCAAGAGAAAAUUAGAGCAAACAAUAGUGGUCAAGCUGAAUGCCCACUGCAGUGCCAUAUUCCAAAACAAAAUUCCCCAAAAGUGUGGGGACCCAGGAAGCUUAACCAUACCAUGCUCGUUGGGGAGUAAAAAAUUGGACAAGGCCCUCUAUGAUUCUGGUGCGUCUAUAAAUCUAAUGCCUCUGUCUGUAUUCAGAAAACUGGAAGGUGAACUUGGAGUGAUCAAAUCAAUACCAGUGUCCCUACAACUGGCUGACCAAACCACCAUUCUACCUGAGGGAAUCAUUGAAGAUAUUCUAGUAUGGGUGGACAAGUUUGUGUUCCACGUAAACUUUAUCGUGGUGGAUAUGGAGGUGAACAAGGAGGUGCCUUUAAUUCUGGGGAGGCCAUUUUUAUGUAAAGGUAGAGCCAUCCUUGAUAUCUAUGAGGGGCAACUUAUGCUUAGAGUGGGCAAUGAGAAAGUGGCAUUCCAGAUGAAGAAAAUGAUGAAAUACCCCAGUGAUGAAGCGUCUGCCUACUUAUGUUUCAAGCUAGAUGUCAUUGGAGAGUUGGCUGAAAAAUACAAGUUUGACAAGCUUGUGGGGGAUACUUUAGAGAGGUGUAUUACUCAGUUUAGCACAGUGGAGGAUGAAGACCCUGAAAUAAAGAAAGAGGUUGAAGCUCUUGAAACUGAUGAUCAAGUGGUUGACGAGGAGGAACUAAAAGAGGAGGCUUCUAAGCCCAAUGUGGAAUUGAAAGUCCUCCCCACUCACUUGAAAUAUGCUUUUCUCGAAACUAACAAUUUUUUUGUGAUUAUUCUGCUGACUUGA